This is a messenger RNA of Microcebus murinus (gray mouse lemur), 5264 nucleotides long. RefSeq names its product serine/threonine kinase 4 (gene STK4). Gene Ontology annotation, biological process: protein phosphorylation; signal transduction; protein tetramerization. The record is from RefSeq and is a predicted model, not a curated record. Gene Ontology annotation, molecular function: protein serine/threonine kinase activity; ATP binding. Gene Ontology annotation, cellular component: cytoplasm. NCBI's taxonomy places the organism in Eukaryota, Metazoa, Chordata, Mammalia, Primates, Cheirogaleidae.
CGGAAGUGUGGGUGGGCCUGCGGGGCGGGCUCAGGGAGGCUCGGGGGGAGGAUGGAGCUGUGAGCGGGUCUGGGCGGCUGCUGGCAGCGCCAUGGAGACCGUGCAGCUGAGGAACCCGCCGCGCCGGCAGCUGAAAAAGUUGGAUGAAGAUAGUUUAACCAAACAACCAGAAGAAGUGUUUGAUGUCUUAGAGAAACUUGGAGAAGGGUCCUAUGGCAGUGUAUACAAAGCUAUUCAUAAAGAGACUGGUCAGAUUGUUGCUAUUAAGCAAGUUCCUGUGGAAUCAGACCUGCAGGAGAUAAUCAAAGAAAUCUCUAUAAUGCAGCAAUGUGACAGCCCACAUGUAGUCAAGUAUUAUGGCAGUUAUUUUAAGAACACAGACUUGUGGAUCGUUAUGGAGUACUGUGGGGCUGGUUCUGUGUCUGAUAUCAUUCGAUUACGAAAUAAAACGUUAACAGAAGAUGAAAUAGCUACAAUAUUACAAUCAACUCUUAAGGGACUGGAAUACCUUCAUUUUAUGAGAAAAAUACACCGAGAUAUCAAGGCAGGAAAUAUUUUGCUAAAUACAGAAGGACAUGCAAAACUUGCAGAUUUUGGGGUGGCAGGUCAACUCACAGAUACCAUGGCCAAGCGGAAUACAGUGAUAGGAACACCAUUUUGGAUGGCUCCAGAAGUGAUUCAGGAAAUUGGGUACAACUGUGUGGCAGACAUCUGGUCUCUGGGAAUAACUGCCAUAGAAAUGGCUGAAGGAAAGCCCCCAUAUGCUGAUAUCCAUCCAAUGAGGGCAAUCUUCAUGAUUCCUACAAACCCUCCUCCCACAUUCCGAAAGCCAGAGCUGUGGUCAGAUAACUUCACGGAUUUUGUGAGGCAGUGUCUUGUAAAGAGCCCUGACCAGAGAGCCACAGCCACUCAGCUCCUACAGCACCCAUUUGUCAAGAGUGCCAAAGGAGUGUCAAUACUGCGAGACUUAAUUAACGAAGCCAUGGAUGUGAAACUGAAACGCCAAGAAGCCCAGCAGCGGGAAGUGGACCAGGACGAUGAAGAAAACUCAGAGGAGGAUGAAUUGGAUUCUGGCACGAUGGUUCGAGCAGUGGGUGAUGACAUGGGUACUGUCCGAGUAGCCAGCACCAUGAGUGAUGGAGCCAAUACCAUGAUUGAGCAUGAUGACACAUUGCCAUCACAGCUGGGCACCAUGGUGAUCAAUGCAGAGGAUGAGGAAGAAGAAGGGACUAUGAAAAGAAGGGAUGAGACCAUGCAGCCUGCAAAACCAUCUUUUCUGGAAUAUUUUGAACAAAAAGAAAAGGAAAACCAGAUCAGCAGCUUUGGCAAGAGUGUGCCUGGCCCACUGAAAAAUUCUGCAGAUUGGAAAGUACCACAGGAUGGAGACUAUGAGUUUCUUAAGAGUUGGACAGUGGAGGACCUUCAGAAGAGGCUCUUGGCCCUAGACCCCAUGAUGGAGCAGGAGAUUGAAGAGAUCCGGCAGAAGUACCAGUCCAAGCGGCAGCCGAUCCUGGAUGCCAUCGAGGCUAAGAAGAGGCGGCAGCAGAACUUCUAAGCAAGGCCAGGCCGGGCUGCCCCCAGGCCUUUGGUGAAUUCGGGAUCGCACGCCUCACGCCUGUUAGCCAGCACUUCUGCUCUGUUGUUUCUCCACAGCACCUUUGUGAACUCAGGAACAUGCGCCAGUGGGAAGGGCUACCUUGAUGGCCAGCAUGCCGCCGUGAUGUAGUUAUGUUGGUCAGGUGCAUUACUUCAAAGGAUUCAUAUUGGCGCUUUUAACUCAGAGUUUUAAACCCCAGGAACCAGAGACUCCUAGUUGAGUGAUAGCUGGGAAAGUUUUACAUUGUCUUUUUGUGUUUAUUCUCCCAAUAGCUUUCGAUUGUUCUUUCUGGAAGACUUUUUAAAAAUAUAUAAAUAUGCAUAUAUAUAUAAAUUAUAAAUAGAUUCCCCACUCAGUGUGGUGGCAUCUUUGUACAGGUACAGUUUGAAACAAUUUGCCUCUUUUCCAUAAGAUUAUGGUACUGUGGAACAUGAGGGCAGAGGACACCGUGAGGCUGUUAGGGAGUCACUGAGUCCCAGGAGCCAACCUCACCCUUUGCAAGGCUGCAAUUAAAAAUUAGGUCCUUUCACCAUGGGUUCAGCCUUGUAUGGUCACCACCGGCUUCUGGAGCUGGUGAUGUCCAAGGGCAAGCUUCAAGUUCGUGUUUACUCUUUGAGUCCCAGGAGAAGCCUGGCAUCCUCUCUGCAAUUGGCCUUUGCUGUUUCUGCGCCUUUCAUUCAUCUGCACUCGCCCAGUGCCUUAAGAGGAGACAUGUCCAGUGGGGGGACAGGCCUACCAGGAGCUCUCAGCAAACACGGGGCUGUUCUCCGUGCACAAAAGGGAAAGGGUUUUGACACUCUCAUUGUUCAUGUGCAAAUCAUACACGUGGCAUUUUGCUCCUUAUUCCUUACAGAGUGGGGUAGAGGGCAUUGCUUUUGUGACCCACAUUCAAACCUGUGACUAUUUUCUUUUACUGCUAAGGGUCUGGAAAGGAUAAAUGAAACUCAGACUAAGAUUUGUUCCCCAGGAGGCUCAGUCUAGACACAGCGUGUCAGAGCUGGAAAGGACCAUAGAAAUCAUCUGGCCUAACCCUCUUGUGUGAUUAGGAAAACAGGCUUAGAGAGGGCAACUGACGUGGCCCAAAUCACAGAGCCAGUUCGAGUAAGAGCUGGGACUAGAACUCAGAGUCUUCAGUCCUGGGCCAGUGAGCCAAGCAGUCUCUUCUCUGAGGGAAGAGACUGUGUCAGUUUUGGUCCAGUCAUCCAGAGAACCUGCUGACAGAAACUUGCUCUUGCCUCUUCAGUGAGUGACCUGGCUAUGAAGAAUUUCCUCAGAGGUUCCAGAUCAUUCGGUCCCAGCAUAGCCAUGAGCCUUGUGGCAUCUGCCAGAUAGUAGACUGGCACUCAUGGAGGCAGAUUUAGGACCUGAAGCAGAUCAGAGGGCUUUGCAAAAAGACAGCACCAGGCCAUCCUCCUGCAACUUUGGCUCAAGGUCACAUGGCAUUUAGUCACAUAGCAAAGUUGUGUGACACUUGGGAAAGAUGAAUAUUUGUUUAUUUUCUCCUAAUAUCUCUUUCCCUCAGCUAGGGGAGCCAUGACUGGGUUGCACCUUAGGACACUGUAAAUUGACUCCAUAAUUGCUUUUGCUCCCUAAGCCUAGGAAUCAAUGGAAAGGCAGGGAAUGUUCCUUUUCUGUGGCCAGAUUCUGUUCUUUGCAAUUAAAGCAAGUUUUAAAAAAAAUACAAGAGGCAGUUGUUGGUUUUUAGGGCUUGGCCACUGAAGUAGUCGUGUGACAGAUACAGAAAAUAGAGGAUAAUUUGAGGAUCUUGCUGGAAUAAUAAAGGGUAGCUACUAUUUGCUUACCACCUAUUAUACACCUAGCACUGAGCGAGGUAGGGUCCAAAUUUAACAAUAACCCUGUGAGUUACGUACUUCAUCUCCAUUUCACAGAUGGAGAAAUGGGUUUGGAGGGAAAGAUUCCUUCCUGAGGCAGAAUAAAGUGACCACUUUUUCUUGCAUAGACUAAUAACUCUAACUGGGCAUUUUUAGGUUGCAAAACAGCUGAAUUAAUAGUCAAAUCUGACAGCCAAGUUAGAGUUUUAAAAACCAAAUCAUCAAGCAUGCAUACCCUCAUGCCAUUUGCUGUACUAAUUAAUAGUUCUGUCUCAGUCUCUUUCUUUUUUAAACAAAGAACUUAGCCAUUGGCCAGACAGGGAAGAGAAAGCCCACUUUCUCCCUCCCUAAGCUAGAUCCAAGUAAAAGAAAGUUCAGUUUUUCCCCGUAAAUAUUCUUGGACCAUAAACCUUGAUCCAGAGUUUAUUUUGUUUCAAGCAUGCGUGCACCUAAUGUGCUGGUCCAACAAAGUCUGUUGCUCGCCAGUCUAGCUAGACAGAGCCCUUUUGCUUAGAUCAGAGAAGUUUCCUGACAAGGUGUGUUUGUUUUCUAGUGACUAAAAGGCAGAGGAGCAAGUCCUAGUAAUAUUUUUCUUGAAUACUGAAUUCAAGAUAGAUCAGCUUGCUUUCACUGAGCUCUGAGCUUCAGUCAUUGUCUGAGCCUCCCCUCAAGCUUCCGGGGAACUCUGAGACUCUCCAUUGUUCUCUGCUUCGAAGAAGUGAUGCCCUAAUUGUGUCUUUAAAAAAAUCCAUUCAUGUGAAGCAACUGAAGAACUGCAGCCUUGACUCCUUGAGACUAUAGAUCUUGAUUCAGGAAACAUUCUUUCUUUUUUUUUUUUUUUCCCCCCACUACUGGCCAUAACAGAUUGCCUUAGGAAACAUUUAUUGAGCACCUACCAGAUAACAGAAAUUUAUUAUACCAUUUAAAAGUCUGUAGCUCUUUUCAAUAUCAGGAAUGAGAGAGGUGAUAUCACUGUAGAUCCUAUGGGUAUUAAAAAGCUAAUAACAAUAUUAUGAACAACUUUAUGCUUAAAAUUUCAACAUAAAUGAAAUGGACAAUUCCUUAAAAAAUACAAAGUACCAAAGCUCACUCAAGAAGAAAGAGAUAAUCCGAAUAGCCCUUUAUCUGUUGAAACUUAAUAGCUCUGGGAGAUACAGGUAUUAUUGUCCUCACUUUACAGAUGAGGAAACUGAGGCUCAGAGAGGUAAAGACUGUUGCUCAAGGUCAUGUGGCCUAGAAUACAGCAGGGCCAGGAUUCAAGUCCAGGUCUUCUGAUUCUUAUUCCAGUGUCCUUUCUAGCAUACCAUGUUGCCUCUAAAGAUUGCAGCUCCUCAUUUACUAGAAAAUUGUUCCUGCCCAAUCCACACCUCCACCCCGCCCCACCCUUUCUUAAGCACUGUGUUUGUGUUUUCAUCAGGAUCAUUAUAUUCAUUGUCUUUGGAACACAUGUUCUUGUUUGUGUUUGGAAAAAGAAUCUCUUCCACCAGCUUGCACUCGGACCAACUUGGAAAAAACAAAAGCUUAAAUACUGUUGCUGAUGUACAGUUAAAAAUGUGAAGUUUGUAGCUUUAACUUUUUGUAACAAAAACUAAUAGCACUGGCUUAUGCGCUGACUUGAAAUGCUAUUUUGUAAGAUUGGGAUGUAAAUAAUCAGUUGAGGCCAGCAGUUUGUAUAUGUAUGAGACAUAGCUUCCUCCAUUGCCCCCCUCCUUUUUCUUUUUUUUUAAGGUUUGAGAUGCUUCCUGUGUGCUUUUAUGUUAGAAUUGUUCUCCUUCCUUCCUCCUCUUAUACCUUGUCACCUGUUUUAAAUAAACUGUCCUUUGGACCAUAGACUA